AUGGCUCGUUAUGGACGCAACGAAUGAUUACUUCCACGUUUGGCCACGGGUCAUCUCUUUUAUCGUAAUGAAAGUGUAGUUGUAGAUCGAGAAAAUAUUUGCGCAAUUGCCAAUUAAACGAGCGAUGAUCACUGUAUGUUACACUUUCCCGCAUAUUCGAUCACUUCUAGUUGAUCGAUUUGGUUUCGAGGUGAUAAGCAGAAACAACAAAACAGCAAUAUGAAAUUACCGUUGAAGCUAUUAAUUAGUGUGGUGUGUCGUUACCAACAAGAUCACCGAAAAUAAAACCCCUUCUACAUCCAAAAUAAUUCUAAACGGUCGUGUCGUUAACGGGCACGAUUAAUUCCUCCUCGCUUAACACCCAUCGUUUACGUUGCUACCUGGUAUCUCGCACCGUACUGUCGUGCGUAAUGUGUUUGAUACUGGCACGACUGCUACGAGCUUGCGUGGCCCAACUCUUGGUGUUGGUUUAGAUAGAUAAGAUAGGCAAACCAUUUAUUUUGCAGUUGUUUAUGAUACCUGCAAACACUUUUCACUGAAGUAGAGUUCGGCGGUGAUAUAAGUUACGGGGUUGUUAUGCUGCUGCUGCUGCUGGUGCUAUCGGGCGACCAGAAGCGGCGUGUUAUCAUUCGAAAUUCCUAGUAAAUUAUUCAUCCAGCUGUUUACGCUCUAAUCGGGACAGCAUGUGCAGGGUUUUACGAUAUUAAACAAUAGAAGAUUCAUGCUCCAUUUCGUAGGUCCCAAUUCGGAUCUGUUGAAGAAGUCACGGGAGGACUUUUGAAUGUGCCAAUAGAACUGAGUAAAAAGGUUGGUAAUUGAAUCGAAUGGCAAAGGAUUGGAAAGGAAGCUUAAGGAUACAUCCUGUUCCUGCGAGGAAAUGGGCUUUUUUAUUUCCUUGGUAAAAGUAGGAUCAUAUGAUCUGCUUUUCCUUUUCGAUAUGAAUAUCCUAUUGUCGUUCUGAUCAUCUCUAUCCCUUCUUGCCCGUGUUCCUGCCUUGAACCCUACGAUAAAGAGUGAAUAUUAAUUUAUUCACACCCAUUAACUUCCCGUAAGGUGUUAUCUGCAUUCUAUGUCACCAUUUGCAAUGCAUGUAAGUGAUGCAAAAUUGCGCCGUCUCCACUGUUUGGGAUCUUUACCGUAGGUAUCAUGUUUCACUGUCUGUUUUGCAAGCCUCCUCCCCAGUAGAAUGAAUCGAAACGUUUGUUGCGUUGAGUUGUGACGAAAUAAAUCUCCCUAUGUACAUGGUGGCGCAAUGCAUGUUGCGCUCCUUCUCCGAUCGAUUGACCAUCUAUAGCACAUAAGCGAAUAUUUGAUCUUCUUAUCGGAAAAGAUCGCUUCAGGGAGCGUUGUACAUGCGUGGCAAGUAAAGUGCCGAAAGCGACUGCGCUACAGGCGGCUUUAAAUUUUACGCCAAUUCCGGAUUAAAGAAUCGUUUAAAGAUGCUUUUUCCGAUCGCGCUCAUACUUAGCGAGCGCUAUUCGAAUGUCCUUUUUCGUUCCGAAGUCCCCGUUCCUUUAGUGCGAUGGAGGGAAACUAUAUUUAUCUUCCUGUCACCACCAACCAACACCACCAGCAGAGUACGGAAUUCCGUGCCGUACCACACGCCAAGACCAACGCGAUAAAGGACAGAGACAGAGAGAACGACCCUCCAGGAACAGCUGUUUUUAUUCUCGCCUGGCUACGCGUCCUGCUGCACCUUUUUUCUUUUGCCAUACGCACCGAACGCGUGCAAGGGGACCGAUCGUGCCCUUUGCGCUUCUCUUUCUUGUCGUUCCGGUGCGGAAAGACAUUUAAUGAUUCUGGAGCUGCCCGUUGUUCCCUUCGGGCACUUCCGAUACUGUAUGCUGCCACUGACGGCCUCCGUUGCGCAGAAAGAGAGGGCCUAUUUGUGAGGGCAGAUGUGUGUAUUGGGCUGUGUUGCGAGACUUAAGGUUAGCGCCGUAGCAGUAGACGUAGCAGAACAGCCGGACAUGGCGGGGUAUCCCUUAAUGUACUGCGCACCGUUUGUUUGGUCCCCUUGGGUUCUUCCUGAGGCCGGUUGCGUGUGCCGUGUGCGCUAGUGGGGUAGUGGCGCGUGCUAAUACCACGGACACGCCGGCAUAUUGACACAUUGAAGGGACAGGGGAGGAGGGGACCAGUGGUGGUGGCAUUAAUGUUGUACAUAAGCCAACGGCGAGUGUACAUUUUUAACGAACUUUUCUGACUACGCUUCCCGCUCUUGCCACCGGUUCGGCAAGGGGAACGGAUCCUGCUGGUGGUAGAAAAAGAGGGUCUUUCUUUCUUCUUUCUUUUUUUUUCAAUUUUUCGUCCCCCUGCCGAAAAGCGACCGUUUUUCUUCUCGCUACCAACGGAAACAUGCGUACCGUACCACACCCGGUGCGCAGAAGGCUUCAAACCGUUGCGCAGUGAGGAUGUGUGUCUCGUUGGUUGGUUGGAGUGCGCGUUAGUGUAGGACUUAAGGACCCCGUGGUGUUAAAGACUGUGAUUCUACGUGAAUCUUGUGAACCUGAAAGAUCAGCUAAAAGUGUGAUUUAGUUAAGUUAAGUGAGUUCAUCGUGAGUGACACAGAAAGCAUCGAACGGCAGCAGCAUGACUUCACAGCACAAUUACACCAAUCCGGCGUUCUGCCAGCAGAGUGAAUUCUACACGCCGCCCAAGACGCCAGGAAUGGCGGGCUCGCUCAUGUCGAUUGCGGCCACAACGACCUCGGCAGCAACGCGCCGCAAUGAACAGCUAACCCGCUCGUACAAUCGCAUCACGUCCAAGAUCGUCAAUCGACAGCACAGCCUCGCUUCGUUUGACCAACGUGCGCAGUUUGGUGGCUCACCCAUGCCGGGAAAACCGUUGGUCAAUAAACGUCUGCUCGAUCGAUAUGGUCCUGUCGGUGGGAAUGGAUUACAGCAGCAGCAGCAACAACAGCCACCCUCGAUGAACGGUAGCACCAGCGGUAGCCGUUACGCAUUGGUUCCGGUGGAGGAGAUUCCCUUCAACGUGGUGCGCAAGUACAGUGUAGUCAACGAGACGCAGCUGUCCCUCGGCGUCGCGGGAAGUGGCUCGCGCAGUGAGGAAUUUUUAGAUCGCGUCGGAAGCGUGCCGAAUCUGAACGGAGGCGAUAGAGCACGGAACCAGCCCCGUUUCGGUGGUGCCAAUGGAAUGAACCGAACGCACGAAGAGGAAGGAAACGAGGACGAUGACGAUGGUGUGCAUAACCUAUCCGAUCAGUUCCGCAGCUUGCCACCGAUGAUGUCUUCCCACUCAACGGCACUCGAUCAGCACUCGAGCUCGCGGCUGAAGAACGCAUUCUCGUCGGACUUCGGUUCGAAGUCGUUCAUACUGUACGAUCAGCGCAAUAACCAACGCUUCGAGAUGGUACCGACGGAGGAGGACGAGGAGCUGGUCGACGAGAACCAGGAGAUUAUACAGAUGCAUAAUGGACGAGCUCAUCGGUACGCGAUCAUUCCGAGCAUUGCGGACGAUGAAGACGAGACGUGUCUUAGCAAUGGGACGGAUGAACCACCAACCGCCAUCCAUCGUACACCAUCCUCACUAUCGGGACAGCAACGGGAUGGUAAAGGGACUCCUGCUGCCCUCGUCCCUCGUCGCGAAGCUCCCACACCACACAUCCCCGCACCGGCUGGAUCUCUCACUACGACGCCGUCCAAAGUGCAUCCGGGGCGGGAGGAAACUACGCCGAAGAAAAAUCCCGCCACACAGAAGCUUCACGAAUUGCUUACGACACCCCAGAAGCCACCGAACCCGCAAUGGCGUGGCUAUCCUUCCUCUCCUUCCCCGUUCACCGCUACAACACCCAACACCACUCCAAGGCGCGGCGGCACUGCACCAGCCGGAGUGCCACCGGCAAUCAUGGUAUCCAGCACACCGAAACAACACCCGCCAGCGAUGAUGAUUCCCACGACAGCCAUCAUAAGUCCCCGGCUAAACUCAGACAUCUACAGCGAAAAGCCGUUGCCGGAUCCGGAAAAACCUGGCAACUGGGGAGGAGGCUCGCUACCGAAUGGAUCAAAAUCUUGGCGAAAGAUGGCGAACGCUUCGGCCACGAUCGGAGCCGUGUCGCUCAUGUUGAUCCUAUGCGGUUUUAUGAACUCUGGACUAAGCCUCUACAUGACGGCAAAGUUGGGCCGCGAGUUCUAUCUUGACAUGGGAGUUUUGGCCGGAUUUUCUGCGAUAGCGCUUGGAAUUUUGGGCUUCAAGUCUCGCCAGUGUGAUUGGCUACCGAAUCGGAACUACAUGUCAGGUUUCGUGUUGGUGACAAUCUUUUCCCUGUUGAACUGCUGUGCGGAGGUUAUACUUAUGACGAUGCACCCUUAUCCUGGAACGCCGCUGAACGAUGUCACUACCGGCAUUAUCCUGGGACUGUCGUCGUUGAUUAUCUUGCUGAUCAGUCUCGGCGCCGUCACUUCCCGCUGGUGUCGCGCUCCACCGCCGGAUAAUCGUGUGGAUGUUUGCGCUACCGGACCGUAGUUGUUUCACCGUAACAAAGAUAAAGUCUGGACAGGACAGUGAAUUAUGACAACAACAAAAUGAAUUGUUUAGUUACAAUUUUUCUACAAAAUCCUUAAUAUAAUGCGACCCUAACGCGCAUCACAAAGAGAGUGUAUAACGUAACACAACAAAAAAACCAAAAUAUUUAUUGUAAAGCGUUUGUUAACGAGUACUUAAGAACAGAAUAAACAAGUAAAAGAAGCACAAGAAAA
Anopheles stephensi (Asian malaria mosquito) is the source of this 4715-nucleotide messenger RNA. RefSeq lists its product as uncharacterized. The record is from RefSeq and is a predicted model, not a curated record. Bases 2590 to 4482 code for a protein of 630 amino acids. Lineage: Eukaryota; Metazoa; Arthropoda; Insecta; Diptera; Culicidae. The transcript is spliced from 2 exons.